This is a messenger RNA of Heterocephalus glaber (naked mole-rat), 1310 nucleotides long. It is a transcript of the gene Mrpl9, whose product is annotated as mitochondrial ribosomal protein L9. Lineage: Eukaryota; Metazoa; Chordata; Mammalia; Rodentia; Bathyergidae. Gene Ontology annotation, molecular function: structural constituent of ribosome. The record is from RefSeq and is a predicted model, not a curated record. Gene Ontology annotation, biological process: translation. Gene Ontology annotation, cellular component: ribosome.
GGGCCUUUCCUGCCUCCCGGCUCAGGGGUCCUUCCUCAGGUCUCCUGCGGCCCGGCAUCAUGGCGGCUCUUGUCUUUGCUGCCCCCGGUAGAGCUAUGCUGCGAGGAGUUCGGGAGCUGCUCUGGCCGCGACUUGAAGGGAGCCUGGAGCGCGACUUCAGUCUUUCUCACCAUCGGGGCACAGUCAUCGUAGAGCGCUGGUGGAAAGUGCCGCUGGCCGGGGAGGGAAGGAAGCCGCGCCUGCGCCGGCGACACCGGGUCUACAGGCUGGUAGAGGACACGAAACACCGGCCCAAAGCAAACCUGGAGCUCAUCCUCACGCAGUCUGUGGAGGAACUUGGAGUGCGGGGUGACCUGGUCUCGGUGACAAAAUCUGAGGGUCGUAACAAACUCCUUCCUCAGGGACUAGCUGUAUACGCAUCUCCCGAAAACAGGAAGCUGUUUGAAGAGGAGAAAUUGCUGAGACAAGAAGGAAAAUUAGAGAGGCUACAGACCAAGGCAGGUGAGGCGACAGUGAAAUUUCUGAAAAGCUGUCAUCUGGAAGUAGGAAUGAAGGACGAUGUGAAAUGGGAGUUGAACCCUGAAAUAGUUGCUCGUCACUUCUUCAAGAAUGAAACUAUAGAACCCUGUGUAUUUGCUGGCCCACUGGCAGCCAUGAGAGUUCGCUUGGCUGAUGUUUUGCAGCUUGGUGUUGUGGUGGCUCCGCAUGCCCUGAAGUUACCAGAGGAGCCAAUCACACAGUUGGGCGAGUACUGGUGUGAAGUGACGGUAAAUGGGCUUGACACUGUGAAAGUUCCUAUGUCUGUGGUGAACUUUGAGAAUCCCAAGAUCAAAAGAUACAAGGCCUGGCUAGCCAAGCAGGCUGCCAAGGGGAUGGCCUCCUCCGGCUCCCCAGUGGUCUGAACCUGUUCUCCGAGACCGGAAAGCAGAAACACAGUAGCAAUGGAGCAAAAGUGGGCCAGCACCUGACUUCACUCCCCUCUGACCAAAUGUGCAAGUCUGGAGAGCAAGUGGAGACAUCUGCCUGAACUGCAUGCAAGUUUGGGACCCCCCCAUAGGCCACAUCCAUCUUCGACAGCCAUCAGCCCGGCUUUAUUGGGGCACUUGUGCUCAAGAAGUACCAGACUGGAUUUGAUGAGCUAUGUGUCAGUGGAUUCAGUCUUGAUGCCACUUAGCCUCUUCCUCCAUCGGAAUCCACUGGAACAAAUGGAGGAGACGGACACUGUCUCUAGGACUUGGCUCUGUCUCAUCAUCUAAACUCAACAUUUGUAUCUCAAGCAAAAAUAAAAGUCUUUGUUUUUUUAGGUGUUA